Phoenix dactylifera (date palm) is the source of this 1116-nucleotide messenger RNA. RefSeq lists its product as uncharacterized. Gene Ontology annotation, biological process: P450-containing electron transport chain. NCBI's taxonomy places the organism in Eukaryota, Viridiplantae, Streptophyta, Magnoliopsida, Arecales, Arecaceae. Gene Ontology annotation, molecular function: 2 iron, 2 sulfur cluster binding; electron transfer activity. The record is from RefSeq and is a predicted model, not a curated record. Gene Ontology annotation, cellular component: mitochondrion.
UCAAAACCCAAAUCCCCUGCUCCCCUCCGCCGUCUCGGUCGAGCCAAACCAAAAACAUAGCCAUGGCGAUCGCCGCUCUCCGUCGAAUUCCCCUGUACCUAACGCGAUCCCCUCCCUCGAUCUCUCUCCUCUCCACUUCCAUCGCACGGCCGUGCUCCUCCAUCGCCCGCGCCGCCCCCUCCGCGUCCGCGAAGGUCGCCGACCGGAUCGUCAAGGUCUUCGCCAUCGAUCUCAACGGCAAGAAGCGCGAGGUCGUGGGGCUCUCCGGCCAGACCCUCCUCCGCGCCCUGAUGAACGCCGGACUCAUCGACCCAGACUCCCACCGGUUAGAGGAGAUCGACGCCUGCUCCGCCGAGUGCGAGGUCCACAUCGCGCAGGAGUGGCUCGACAAGCUCCCCCCGCCCUCGUACGAUGAGAAGUACCUGCUUACGAGGACCUCCAGGAACCGGGUCCUUAACAAGCAUGCGCGGCUCGGCUGCCAGGUCGUGCUCACGCCGGAGCUCCAAGCGGUGUUUGGUAUAAGUUGGAUAAUUAACUGGAAUCUGGGAAGACUGAUAUUGGAGAUUUAAUAUUUUUUUGGCCAUUGAAUUUCGUUAGCAGAAGAUUGAUUGAAAAGGUAUUUCAAAAGCAAAUAAAAUGGUAUGCUGCUUCAUCCUUCAUUGAGCUUUCUGCAGUUUAUUUGGUUCUUUGAAGAGAAAUGGUUGAUGUCCUACCUGCUUGUUGAGUUUGAUAAGCCAUUAAGAGAACUUUCAGGCUGCAGAAAACUUUGAUUACUUGACAUGAACUUUUGUAGGUUCAUAACCAAUUAGUUCAGUUCUUGCAUGAAGUGUUCAGGUAGUUGUAUUAAAGAAAAAGGAUCCCUGCAAGGUUAAAGGUGGAUUUAGGUCAUCUUGCAGUCUUUUUAGUUUAAUCAAGAAAAUACUGGAAGUUGUCCAGGAUAACAAACAUUACAUGCUGCAUGCUAGGCAGGAGGCAAAUAUGGUUCUUGCUGUUCAGGUAACUUGACCUUUCAUGUAUGCCUUUAUCAAGUCAUUAUUUGGAUGAGUCAUGAUUUGAUAAUAUAAAAUAAGAAUGAUGCUCAUGGCCUGGUAAAAUAUUUCAUUGAAAGUUUUGAAU